CCCAAACGGCCGAAGAUCGGCAGAGAUGAGGUCGAACUCGAGGAGAUCGAGGAGUUCGAUGUGACAGAAGAUAAAUCUAUGCCGUCCAUCAUGGUGAACGUCCCCAGCCAACGUCACCAAGUGGUGCCCCUACACCGCACCACCGAACAGGCACCUGGUAAACCCGACUUAGAAAAAGCGAAAUUAACCGUCGACACGAUAACCCCGUUGACGGAGCACCUGGUACCCGUUCAAGAAAAAGAGAUCAGCGACAUCAGCCAAAUCAAACCCAUCGAACGCAAAGCAUCCCUGUCCAUAUCGCCAGUGGAGCCUUAUUCCACCACGGAGACAACGGUCCAAGCAUCCACCGGCGAGUUUGCGGACACCUUCAAACCCACAUCCUACGAGGCAACGCCAGGAAUUAUACCAUCCGAAGGUGUUCAAGUCAGCGAGACCUUGGUCAGCGACACCCACGUGUCGCUGUCCGUGAGCAAGCAGGAGAUUAGCAGGACGGCGGAAGUUAGCAUGACUGUUCAGGAGGCUACCACCGUGUAUGAGACUAUGGUGAGCCAGACGGAAGUUCCGACCGAGGACUUCGUGUCGCCACAGACUGUCAAGGCUGAAGACAGCAUACUACCUCAGGUAGGGUUGUCUGUGUAUGAAGUGCAUGAAGGUUUGAUGGAAGACAAGUUAGAACCCAUGAAGACUGUACCGACUAAGCCUAGAGUCAACGUGACAGCCGUUGAACCGCUGGUUGUCGAAGAGGUGCGUGCAGAGGAUAAACCAGGGAAGUAUUAUCCCGAGUUGAUUGUUCCAACAGAGACUGCCACGCAGACCGUCAUCUCUCAACGACAGAGAGUUACCGAAGAGAUGCACGCACCUGAGAAAGAAGGCGAGUACGUGCCUGGAAGACUGCCUCCCAGUCAGACGGCGCAGGUUGGAAUAUCAUACGGAAAUGAGACGGCUGUGGUUCAGCAGAACGUUGUGCAGGAAAGCGAAGGAGUGUUCGUUUCUGAGAAGAAGACGGAGACCUUCGAAGCUGUCACCAACGUCACCCUGCUCGAAGGAGUGUCCGUGUCCACGGUUCAAACUCAGGACACCGAAUCCAGCUUGACCAUCGAGGAGACCAAAAAAGCCGUGGCCGAUUUAAACAUCAUCGAAAUGACCCCUGCCGUGACUGUCGAGACCAUAACAUCUGAAAAGGAGAAGGAGUAUCAGCCGGGUGACAAGCCAGCGACCAAAACGGCGGAGACGACGAUAUCUUCGUUGGAAAUUGGAUCCAUACAGAGCACCGUGGUCCAAGAAUCGGAAGGGGUUUAUCAACCUGAUCAGAAACCAACGAAGGCUCUGGCGGAGACAUCUAUCAGACCUGAGGAACACGUGAUGGUCUCAGAAAUACAGACAGCGGAUUAUCCGUCGGACUUCAGAGAGGAGUUGAAGUAUGUCCAAGAAAGCGGAACGGUGUCCGUACAGUUGACGGAAGCUAAAAUGAUCCAGGAGACCUUGACGCACGACCGGGAGGCGAAGAUGGAGGAAAUGGUGAAACCCGAAGAACGUCUGGUGGACACUACUUACGAUGUGAACAGAAGCGUCGAGGUGUUCCAGACAACCUCCGUAGAGAAGGAAGCAGAUCUACGCAUCUUCGAGAUGCCGGAGUCCCAUCGUGGUAAAACUGUACCCACACACCCUGUUGUGUCGCUGGAGGUGGAGAUGACCCAGCCAGAGGACAAUUUGGGCGAAGUGAAGAAGGAGGUGCCUUCGUCCGGUGUGGCGAAGAUAGAACCCAUUAGCUUGCAGGAGACCGUCGUUGGAGAGACGGUAGUCGCCGAGAAUUUGGCACCUGUUGAAAAAGACAAAGCUCCUGAUACCAGAGUUGCUGAUGUCACCAUGAAUGAAAUUGAAAGCUUGCACACAACUAUGGUGAUCGCCAGCGAGAAGGAGGCGGAGUACACUCAGGUCACCGACGUGAAAGGAGCGUACGCUAGCACGGAGUUCACCACACAGGUAGCCCCGAUGCUAGAGGAAGUCAGAUCACACUCACCCACCGAAGAGUACGUACCUGAUCAGAAGCCAGCCUCCGGAGUGGCGCAACCAUCACACGUUCCUUUGGAAAGCAUCACUGUGGCCAUGCAGGAGCUAGCUGAAAAGGAAGACUUGUAUAAAACUGACGUGCGACCAGAUCAAAAGACAGCCAGCAUGGCGCUGACUGAAUUAACAUCAAUUAGUAUUCCUGAAGUGAUGCAAGUGGUCACUGCGACCAGCACGGAGACCCUGAAGAAGGAAACCUUGAAGGAAGAGAAGGGCAGAGUGGAGGUAGAGGAACUGUCAUCGACUAUCAUUUCAGAAGUGAUUUCCAACGAAACGGAAGAUGUCUUCAUCACCAAGGCUGCACCUAAAGAUCAGAAAGCGGACUUCAACGUCUCUGGCAGAGAAGCUGCGGAAACUUCUCAAGUUACAACUAUGACAGAAACAGAAGACCUCACUGUGAAACGCCCUGAAGAACACAAGGGCAAACCACAGGUGGACGAGUUGACGCCACUCAUGGUUUCAACUGUGGUUUCUGGAGAAGCUGAGAAGGAGUUACCGGAAGCUGAAGUUCCGAAAGAGAAGACGGCUCAACCGAGCAUGCUGGGAAGAGACGUGGCUGAGACGAUGCAGGUACUGACUGUGACCAGUGCGGCCGAGCUUGCAGCACCGAAAGCCCCUGAAGAACAGAAAGGAAAGCCACAAGUUGAAGAACUGGCACCAUUAACUGUGUCGCAGGUUGUUUCUCAAGAAGCUGAAGGAGUAUUACCAGCACCUGAAGCUCCAACCGAGAGGAAAGCUCAGCCAGAUAUGACGGGAAGAGACAUAGCUGAGAUGAUGGAGGUGGUGGCAAUGGCCAGCUUAGACACCUUGGCCGAGGACAAGAAACCCGCUGAACAGAAAGGUGUACCAGGUCUGGAAGAGUUUGUACCGUUAUCUGUGUCGCAGACAGUGUCCACCGAGAAGGAAGAAGUGUUACCCAGCCCUGAAGCACCUACCACGAAGACAGCACAGCCGAGUCUUACUGGUCGCGACAUAGCAGAGACCAUGCAGGUUGUGACGCUGUCGACUGAAGAGGAGUUCACGAAAGCUCCAGCACCUGAGACACACAAAGGAAGACCGAACGUUGAGGAAUUGACACCACUCACAGUUUCUCAAACCGUGUCUCACGAAGCAGAAGACAUUCUUGAGAAACCUGCAGCGCCGACCGAGGCAUCAGCCCAUCCGGCAUUUUCGGGAAGAGAAGUCGCUCAAACCAGUGAGCUGCUGCUCGUGACGAACGUGGGCGAGUUGGAGAAACAAGUUCUACCUGAUGAACAGAAAGGACAGCCACAAUUGGACGAAUUGACGCCGCUUAUAGUAUCACAGACAGUGUCAGGAGAAGUUGAGGAAGGCUUACCAGAGGCUGAAGUGCCUAAGGAGAAGACGGCUCAGCCGAGUAUGUUAGGAAGAGAGAUAGCAGAGACCUCGCAAGUUCUGACAGUGACCAGUGCUGAAGAACUUGCUGCGCCAAAAGCGCCAGAAGGUCAGAAAGGCAAGCCACAGGUGGAAGAGCUAGCACCGUUGACUGUCUCCCAAGUUGUUUCUCAAGAAGCGGAAGGGGUGUUACCUGCACCUGAAGCACCCACUGAAAGGAAGGCCCAACCUGACAUGACAGGAAGAGACAUUGCUCAAACGAUGGAGAUAUUGACAAUGACGAGCGUUGAUAAACUCACCGAAGACAUAAAACCUGAUGAACAAAAGGGACUUCCAGGAUUGGAGGAGUUCGUUCCUCUGUCUGUGACACAAACCAUAUCCACCGAAAUGGAGGACGUGUUACCUAGCCCUGAAGCACCGUCGACCAAGAUGGCUCAGCCAAGUCUGACCGGUCGCGACAUAGCGGAAACCAUGCAGGUGGUGAUGAUGACCAGCGAGCAAGAGCUGGUGACAGCUGUUGCGCCCGAACAACACAAAGGAAUACCGAACGUCGAAGAACUGACACCACUCACGGUUUCACAAACCGUGUCCCACGAAGCAGAAGACAUUCUCGAGAAACCUGCAGCGCCGAGCGAGGUGUCUGCACAUCCAGCAUUCUCAGGAAGAGAGGUUGCUCAAACCAGUGAGUUACUGCUCGUAACGAACGUGGGCGAGUUAGAGAAACAGGUCCUACCUGAUGAACAGAAAGGACAGCCACAAUUGGAUGAGCUAACACCGCUCAUAAUAUCGCAGACAGUAUCAGGUGAAGUUGAGGAAGGACUACCAGAGGCUGAGGUUCCUAAAGAGAAGACGGCUCAACCGAGCAUGCUGGGAAGAGACAUCGCAGAGACCACACAGGUGCUAACCAUGACCAGUGCCGAAGAGCUUGCAGCACCCAGAGCACCUGAAGAACAGAAAGGAAAGCCACAAGUUGAAGAACUGGCACCGUUGACUGUGUCGCAGGUUGUUUCUCAAGAAGCGGAAGGAGUAUUACCAGCACCUGAAGCUCCUACAGAAAGGAAGGCUCAACCUGAUCUAACAGGAAGAGACAUAGCUGAAAUGAUGGAGGUUGUGGCGAUGGCCAGCUUAGACACCUUGGCCGAGGACAAGAAACCUGCAGAACAGAAAGGGGUUCCAGGCCUAGAGGAGUUUGUACCGCUGUCCGUGUCACAGACAGUGUCGACCGAGAAGGAAGAAGUGUUACCCAGCCCUGAAGCACCCACCACGAAGACGGCACAGCCGAGUCUCACUGGUCGCGACAUAGCUGAGACCUUGCAGGUUGUGACGUUGACGACUGAAGAGGAGUUCACGAAAGCUCCCGCGCCAGAAACACACAAGGGUAAACCCAACGUUGAAGAGCUGACAUCGCUCACAGUUUCUCAGACAAUAUCGCAAGAAACUGAAGAAGUCCUAGAAAAGCCUGCAGCACCCAGUGAAGCAACUGCCAAGCCUGCGUUCACUGGAAGAGAAGUCGCCCAAACCAGUGAGACGCUGAUUGUGACCAACGUUGGAGAGUUAGAGAAGCAUGUACUGCCUGAGGAACAGAAAGGCAAGCCACGAGUGGAUGAACUGACUCCUCUCACGGUAUCACAGAUAGUGUCAGGAGAAGCUGAAGAACGCUUACCGGAGGCUGAAGUGCCGAAGGAAAAGACAGCUCAGCCGAGCAUGCUGGGAAGAGACAUCGCAGAGACAAGUCAAGUGUUGACGAUGACUAGCACCGAAGAGCUGGCAGCGCCUAAGGCUCCAGAAGGACAGAAAGGAAAACCACAGUUCGAAGAACUGGCACCACUCACAGUUUCCCAAGUUAUUUCACAAGAGGCAGAAGGAACAUUACCGAAACCAGAAGCACCGACCGAGAGGACGGCUCAACCUGAGCUGACAGGCAUGGAUGUGGCUCAGACCACAGUGGUGAUAAGCAUGGCGGACGCAGAUAUGAGAAUCGAAGACAAGAAACCUGAAGCACAGAAGGGUGUUCCUGGUUUGGAGGAAUUUGUUCCUCUAUCCGUGACGCAAACUGUGUCCUCCGAAAUGGAGGACGUGUUACCUAGCCCUGAAGUACCCAGCACGAAGAUGGCACAACCUAGUUUGACUGGUCGCGACAUUGCAGAAACCAUGCAGGUUGUGACGAUGACGAGUGAGGAGGAGUUCACAAAGGCUCCCGUACCCGAAGCACACAAAGGAAGGCCCAAUGUAGAAGAACUGACAUCCCUUACAGUUUCCCAAACUGUGACACAGGAAAUGGAGGAGAUUCUAGAAAAACCUGCAGCUCCCAGCGAAGCAACCGCUAAACCAGCGCUUUCGGGAAGAGAAAUAGCGCAAACCAGUGAAAUUCUGGCUGUGUCAAAUGUUGGGGAACUGGAGAAACACGUUUUGCCUGAACAACAGAAAGGAAAGCCGCAGUUGGAAGAACUGACUCCACUUACGGUCUCACAAAUAGUGUCGGGAGAAGCUGAAGAAGGUCUACCAACAGCUGAAGUUCCGAAGGAAAAGACUGCACAACCGAGCAUGCUGGGAAGAGACAUAGCCGAGACCACACAGGUGUUAACUAUGACCAGUGCCGAAGAGCUUGCAGCACCCAAAGCCCCUGAAGAACAGAAAGGAAAGCCACAAGUCGAAGAACUGGCACCAUUAACUGUGUCGCAGGUUGUCUCGCAAGAAGCAGAAGGAGUAUUACCAACACCCGAAGCUCCUACUGAAAGGAAGGCCCAACCCGAUCUGACGGGAAGAGACGUGGCUGAAAUGAUGGAGGUUUUGACCAUGGCCAGCGUAGACACCUUGGCCGAAGACAAGAAACCGGAUCAACAGAAGGGUGUUCCUGGACUGGAGGAAUUUGUACCUCUAUCCGUGUCACAAACGGUCUCCACAGAAAAGGAAGACGUUCUACCCAGCCCUGAGGUGCCUACAACCAAGGUAGCGCAACCGAGCCUCACAGGUCGUGAUGUGGCGGAGACCACUCAAGUUUUAGCCAUGGUCAGUGAAGAACAACUAACAACCCUAGCUCCAGAACAACAGAAGGGAAAACCAAACGUAGAAGAACUAAUGUCCCUCACGGUUUCCCAAAUGGUGUCGCACGAAGCUGAAGACGUUCUGGAGAAGCCUGUGGCUCCAACCGAAGCAACAGCUAAGCCCGCCUUCUUGGGAAGAGAAGUGGCCGAGACCAGUCAAGUUCUUACUGUCACAAGCGUUGGAGAGCUUCAGAAAGACAUGUUACCCGAAGAACAGAAAGGCAAGCCACAUCUGGACGAACUGACACCGUUAACUGUCUCUCAGAUAGUGUCGGGAGAGGUUGAAGAGCGUCUGCCAGAGGCAGAAGUCCCGAAGGAGAAGACAGCCGAGUCGAGCAUGCUCGGAAGAGACAUUGCCGAGACCACCCAGGUGCUAACCAUGGCCAGCGCUGAGGAACUUGUGGCACCUAAAGCCCCUGAAGAACAGAAGGGCAAACCGCAGGUAGAGGAACUGGCACCGCUAACAGUUUCACAAGUGGUGUCCCAAGAAGCGGAAGGAACACUGCCAAUGCCAGAAGCGCCGACAGAACGAAAGGCUCAACCCGAUCUGACAGGUAGAGACGUGGCUCAAACGAUGGAGGUGUUGACGAUGGCCAGUUUGGAUACUCUAGUCGAGGAGAAGAAACCUGCUGAACAAACGGGUGCUCCAGGAUUGGAGGAGUUCAUACCGCUGUCCGUUUCCCAGAUGGUGUCCACGGAGAAAGAGGACGUUCUACCUAGUCCUGAAGUGCCAACCGAGAAGAUGGCUCAACCGAGCCUGACUGGCCGCGACGUGGCGGAGACCACGCAGAUUUUGACCAUGAUCAGCGCCGUGGAACUGACAGCGGAACAUGCACCGGACCGACAGAAAGGUGUACCUAACGUCGAAGAACUGACUUCUCUGACCGUUUCCCAAACCGUGUCACACGAAACUGAGGAGAUACUGGAGAAACCUGCAGCACCAAGCACGGUGACUGCCAAGCCUGCGCUGUCAGGAAGGGAAGUAGCCGAAACCAGUCAAGUUCUGACGGUAUCCACAGUGCAGGAGUUCGAGAAAUCAGUACUGCCAGAAGAACAGAAAGGAAAACCUCGUCUGGACGAGCUGACAUCCAUAACAGUCUCCCAGGUUGUGUCCAGUGAACUCGAAGAGACGCUGCCAUCUCCUGAGAAGCCCAGCGAGAAGAUCGCCCAGCCACAAAUGAUCGGCAGAGAAGUAGCCGAGAAGACGGAGGUCCUGACAGUCGCGAAUGUCGAAGAACUGAAGAAGCUUGAGAAACCGGAGGGUCAAACAGGAAAACCGGACGUGGAGGAGAUGACCUUCAUCACAGUCUCCGAAGUCAUUUCCACGGAAAAAGAAACGGAAUUACCAAGUGCGGAGGUUCCCAAAGAACGCACGGCAGUUUCUCAAUUGUCUAGCAUCGAAGUAGCAGAGACAACGGAAGUGUUGACGAUGAUCAGCGCUCAAGAGCUUCUAAAAUCCAAAGCGCCUGAGGAACAGAAGGUGCAGCCGAAGUUGGACGAACUGACUCCACUCACGGUUUCUCACGUGGUAUCCGGAGAGGUCGAAGAAGCGAUGCCCACCGCAGAAAUUCCGAAAGAGAAGACAGCGCAACCCAGUCUGAUCGGAAGAGACGUCGCUGAGACCCUGCAGGUGCUGACCAUAGCCAGAGCCGAAGACCUGGUGUCACCUAAGGCUCCAGAAGAACAGAAGGGCAGACCACAAAUUGAAGAGCUGGCGCCGUUGACGGUGUCACAGGUGGUCUCCCAGGAAACGGAAGAGACACUGCCGUCGGCUGAGAUACCUGUCGAGAGAGAGGCUCAGCCGAGUAUGAUAGGCAGGGACGUGGCUCAGACGACGGUCGUACUGAGUAUGGCGCACGUGGACGAAAUGGCGGAAGCCAAGAAACCCGAAGAGCAGAAGGGAGUGCCGGGUCUGGAGGAAUUCGUAUCUCUCUCCAUCUCACAAACGGUAUCUACUGAGAAAGAAGACGUGUUGCCAUCUCCUGAAGUGCCUACAGAGAAACUGGCUCAGCCUAGUUUAACCGGUCGCGAUGUGGCAGAAACCAUGCAAGUGCUCACCAUGAUAAGCGCCAAGGAGCUGACAACGGACCAAGCACCCGAGAAACAGAAAGGAAUACCCAAUGUCGAAGAAUUGACUUCCCUCACCGUCUCGCAAGCAGUGUACCACGAAACUGAAGAGACCUUCGAGAAACCUGUAGCACCCAGCACGGUGACUGCCAAAGCUGCCCUAACAGGAAGAGAAGUAGCAGAAACCAGUCAGGUGCUCACCGUAUCGAACGUAGAAGAGUUAGAAAAAUCAGUAUUACCCGAAGAACAGAAAGGCAAACCGCGUUUGGAUGAACUGACGUCGUUAACAGUCUCACAGGUCGUGUCCAACGAACUGGAGGACACUUUGCCAUCACCUGAGAAGCCUAGCGAGAAGGUCGCUCAGCCGCAGAUGAUCGGCAGGGAAGUCGCUGAGAAGACAGAAGUUCUGACAGUCACGAACGUCGAAGAAAUGCAAAAGCUGGAAAAACCGGAAGGUCAGAAAGGUGUACCAGAUGUGGAGGAGAUGAGUUUCAUUACUGUUUCUGAAGUAGUCUCCACGGAAGCGGAGAAGGAGCUGCCUGCGCCUGAGGCUCCCAAGGAACGCAAAGCUCUUGCACAGUUCACUGGCUUAGAGGUGUCUGAGACAUCGAUGGUGCUGACGAUGACCAGCACGGAGGAGCUUGCGAAGCCGAAAGCACCCGAAGAGCAGAAAGGAAAGCCUCAAUUGGAGGAGCUGUUGUCGCUGUCGGUGUCAGAGGUAGCUCUAGGCGAGGCCGAGAAGGGACUACCAACUCCUGACAAACCUACUGAAGAGACCGCCAAACCUAGCCUCCUGGGUAUCCAGGUCGCCGAGAAGUCUCAAGUGAUACUCUCCUCGAUCACCGGAGAGCUACAAGAAACCGUCAAACCGGACACCAAACAGAUAAUACCCGAACAGAUUCCGUUCGAGAGCAUAGAACUGUCGCAGACGAUGACCCAAGAGAAAGAGAGUACGUUCGUUGUCGAGAAGAAGACAACGUCCGCGACGGCCGAAGUUUCAUUCCGCGUUUCCGAGAGUCUCGAGGUGACUCAAGUCACGGCCACCGAGAAAGAGUCGAAAGAGGUGAUAAAGGGAGUCGCUAAAGAAGCUUCCGCCCAACCGGACGUGAUCGAACGUAAGGUCGCGUUGAAAACGGAGGUCCAACCCGAGGACGUGGCUUCGGAGUUCAAAGUGAAGAAGCCAGAAGGCAAGACUGCCAAGGGUGUGGACGAGAUCCAACAAGGUGUGAUCGUAACCGAACACCUGAGUGCGGGUGAGCUUGAGUCAGAACUGCCCGAGUCUGUAAUUCCUUUCGCUAAGUUAGCGAGCGUUUCUAUCGAGGCUGACCACCUGGAACACGUUGUGGAAACCACAGAAGCACCAGCGCAACAACAUCACAUCACAAUCACACAACACACAACAAAACACGAUUUGCCACAGCAACAAUCGAUUGAGUCUGAUACAGAGACAAUUGAGGAGUACACAACGAAAUUCAGGCGCGGUAGCACCGAGGACGAGACCGCGGCUGUUAAAACAAAGAAAACGAUUGUAAGAAAGAAAAAGCCGAAAACAACGGCUGAAGAAGACAUUGUCGUCGUCAUCGAAGAAGAACUUGAGGAUGUUAAACCGAAAAUACCGUCGAUACCGAAGAAACAGUUUAUGCCGAUUGAAGAAGUCACCACGGUGACGGACGUCGAAGAGAUAGUUCCGACGAGAAUCGACGAAGUUGAAGAGACCACUCAGAAAGAAGAAGAAAAGGUAGAAGUGAAAGUGACAGAGGUUCAGGAAGACAAGAGGAAAGUAACGAAGAAACGAAUCGUGAGAAAGAAAGGAAAGACCCGUCAAGUGACGGAAGAGAUCACGGUAGAGGAAGAAGGAAAGGCACCGGUAACCACGGUUGUCACGAAACCUGUCGAACACAUCGAACAGGUGGAAGAAGAAGAAGUGCCAGAAGAAGAAACAGAACCGAUGACACCACUGAAAUAUGUGACACCUACUGUGCAACAGGUAGAGGAACAAGUGACCGUAACAGAAGAAGUAACUGAAGAAGGUAAACCAAAGAAGACAACCAGAAAGAAGAAAAUUACGCGCAAAGGAAAAGAACAACAAGUUACGGAGGUGGUCACUGUUGAGGAGCAAGGAAAGGCUCCGGUCACCAGUGUCACUGAAGGACCAGUUGAAGAAGUGGUUGAAGAGAUAGUGAAGAAACUACCUGCACCACAGUACGCCAAGCCUUCAGAAGUUGAGGAAGUUAGGGAACAGGUGACCAUAACGCAAGAGGUUACACAACUGGGUAAACCGAAGAAGACCACUAGAAGGAAGAUCAUUAAACGCAAAGGUCAAGAGCAACAGGUAACAGAGGUUGUCACCGUUGAAGAGCAGGGUAAGGCACCUGUUACCACAGUGACCGAAGGACCGAUAGAAGAAGUGGUGGAAGAGACAAUCAAACCACUGCCAGCUCCAGAACGAGUGAAACCAACCGAAGUUGAAGAAGUGCGCGAACAGGUGACAGUCACUGAAGAAGUCACGAAACUAGGUAAGCCAAAGACGACUACCAAGAAGAAGAUUAUUAAGCGCAGAGGAAAAGAACAGCGUGUGACGGAAAUAGUCACUGUUGAAGAACAAGGAAAGGCGCCAGUUACAACGGUCACUGAGGGACCGGUAGAGGAAGUGGUUGAAGAAACAAUCACACCUUUGCCUGCACCGGAGUAUGCUAAACCUUCUGAGCAAGAGGAGGUUCGUGAACAAGUAACGGUGACUCAAGAAGUGACUAAAUUGGGAAAACCAAAGAAAACGACUAGGAAGAAGAUUAUUACACGGAAAGGAAAAGAGCAGAAGGUUAAAGAAAUCGUCACUGUUGAGGAAGAAGGAAAAGCGCCGAAAACAACUGUGACUGAGGGACCUGUGGAAGAGGUGGUAGAGGAAGAAAUCAAGACACUUCCUGUACCGGAGUUUGUGAAACCUAGUGAAGUUGAAGAGGUGCGUGAACAGGUGACGGUUACAGAGGAGGUAACUAAAGAGGGUAAGCCAAAGAAGGUGACUAAAAAGAAGAUCAUAAAGAAGAGAGGCAAAGAACAACAGGAAACUGAAGUUGUGACGGUUGAAGAACAAGGAAAGGUACCUGUUACUACUGUGACUGAAGGACCUGUUGAAGAAGUUGUUGAUGAAAUCAUAAAGACAUUGCCUGCACCGAAACACGCUAAACCUUCAGAAGUAGAGGAAGUACGUGAACAGGUAACGGUGACACAAGAAGUGACGAGAUUAGGCAAACCGAAGAAAACCAUUAAGAGAAAGAUUAUCACACGUAAAGGUAAAGAACAAAAAGUUAAGGAGAUUGUCACGGUUGAAGAGGAAGGUAAAGCUCCGGAAACAACUGUCACUGAGGGACCGGUAGAAGAAGUUGUGGAAGAAGAAAUAAAAGAACUACCGAUACCAGAGUUUGUUAAACCAACUGAAGUUGAAGAGGUGCGUGAACAGGUGACUGUCACGGAAGAGGUAACUAAAGAGGGUAAACCGAAGAAGGUGAUCAAGAAGAAGAUCAUAAAGAAGAGAGGCAAAGAACAGCAGGAAACUGAGGUUGUCACGGUUGAAGAACAAGGAAAGGUACCUGUUACUACUGUGACUGAAGGACCUGUUGAAGAAGUUGUCGAUGAGAUCAUAAAGACACUACCUGCACCUAAACAUGCUAAACCUUCAGAGGUUGAAGAAGUACGCGAACAGGUAACAGUGACGCAAGAAGUGACCAAACUAGGAAAACCAAAGAAGACUAUUAAGAGGAAAAUUAUCACGCGUAAAGGAAAAGAGCAGAAGGUUAAAGAAAUUGUCACGGUUGAAGAAGAAGGAAAAGCUCCAGAAACAACUGUCACUGAGGGACCGGUAGAAGAAGUUGUGGAAGAAGAAAUAAAAGAACUUCCUCUACCAGAGUUUGUUAAACCAACUGAAAUUGAAGAGGUGCGUGAACAGGUGACGGUCACAGAAGAAGUCACCAAAGAAGGUAAACCAAAGAAGACAACUAAGAAGAAGAUCAUAAAGAAGAGAGGCAAAGAACAACAGGUAACUGAAGUUGUGACAGUCGAAGAGAAAGGUAAAGUGCCAGUUACAACUGUGACCGAAGGACCUGUUGAGGAAGUUGUCGAUGAGAUCGUAAAGACACUACCUGCACCUAAACAUGCUAAACCUUCAGAAAUAGAAGAAGUACGCGAACAGGUAACAGUAACGCAAGAAGUGACCAGACUAGGAAAACCAAAGAAGACAACCAAGAAGAAGAUAAUCACUCGCAAAGGAAAAGAACAGACGGUUAAAGAAAUUGUCACGGUCGAGGAGGAAGGAAAAGCUCCAGAGACGACAGUGACUGAAGGACCUGUAGAGGAAGUUGUGGAAGAAGAAGUAAAAACACUUCCUGUACCAGAACUUGUUAAGCCUACCGAAGUCGAAGAAGUGCGUGAACAGGUGACGGUUACAGAAGAAGUAACCAGAGAAGGUAAACCUAAGAAGACAAUUAAGAAGAAGAUCGUAAAGAAGAGAGGUAAAGAACAACAGGUGACUGAAGUUGUGACAGUUGAAGAACAAGGUAAGGUACCUGUCACUACAGUGACUGAAGGACCUGUUGAGGAAGUUGUUGAUGAGAUCACAAAGACAUUACCUGCACCUAAACACGCUAAACCUUCAGAAGUAGAGGAAGUGCAUGAACAAGUAACAGUGACUCAAGAAGUGACCAAAUUGGGCAAACCAAAGAAAACAACUAAGAGAAAGAUCAUCACGCGCAAAGGAAAGGAACAGAAGGUUAAGGAGAUUGUCACGGUGGAAGAAGAAGGAAAGGCUCCGAAAACAACUGUGACUGAAGGUCCAGUUGAAGAAGUUGUUGAGGAAGAAAUAAAAUCACUUCCUGCACCGGAGUUUGUUAAACCAACUGAAGUUGAAGAAGUCCGCGAACAGGUGACAGUGACAGAGGAGGUAACCAAAGAAGGCAAACCGAAGAAGAUAAUCAGGAAGAAGAUUAUUAAGAAGAAAGGUAAAGAACAGAGGGAAACAGAGGUGGUUACAGUUGAAGAACAAGGAAAAGCACCAGUCACCACUGUCACCGAAGGACCAGUUGAAGAAAUCGUUGAUGAGACCAUAAAGGAACUGCCGGCACCAAAAUAUGCUAAGCCGUCAGAAGUAGAAGAAGUUCGCGAACAAGUAACAGUGACACAAGAAGUGACCAAGUUAGGAAAGCCGAAGAAAACAACUAAGAGAAAGAUUAUCACUCGUAAAGGAAAAGAACAGAGGGUCAAAGAGAUUGUUACUGUUGAGGAGGAAGGAAAGGCUCCGGUAACAACUGUAACUGAACGACCUGUGGAAGAAGUGGUAGAAGAAGAAAUAAAGACACUUCCAGUACCGGAGUUUGUGAAACCCACUGAAGUUGAGGAGGUACGUGAACAAGUGACGGUUACAGAGGAGGUGACCAAGGAAGGAAAACCAAAGAGGGUAGUCAGGAAGAAGAUCAUAAAGAAGAAAGGUAAAGAGCAACAGGAGACAGAGGUGGUGACAGUCGAAGAGCAAGGUAAGGCACCUGUUGUCACCGUAACAGAAGGUCCAGUUGAAGAAAUUGUUGAUGAAACUGUAAAAGCAUUGCCUGCACCUAAAUAUGCAAAGCCAUCAGAAGUGGAGGAGGUGCGAGAACAAGUAACGGUGACUCAGGAAGUGACCAAAUUAGGAAAGCCAAAGAAAACAACCAAGAGGAAGAUUAUAACACGCAAAGGCAAAGAACAGAGAGUUAAGGAGAUCGUCACUGUUGAAGAGGAAGGUAAAGCACCAGAAACGACUGUAACCGAACGACCUGUGGAGGAGGUUGUAGAAGAAGAAAUUAAAACACUUCCUGUCCUGGAGUUCCUUAAACCAACUGAAGUUGAAGAAGUGCGCGAACAAGUAACUGUCACGGAGGAGGUGACGAAAGAAGGCAAACCGAAGAAGGUAACCAGAAAGAAGAUCAUAAAGAAGAAAGGUAAAGAACAGAGAGAGACUGAGGUGGUUACAGUUGAAGAACAAGGAAAGGCACCAGUAGUCACCGUGACUGAAGGACCAGUUGAGGAGGUUAUUGAUGAAACUGUGAAAGCGCUUCCUGCUCCUAAGUACGCCAAACCUUCAGAAGUAGAGGAAGUCCGAGAACAAGUAACAGUGACUCAAGAAGUGACUAAGACAGGAAAACCAAAGAAGACAACGAAGAAGAAGAUAAUAACACGCAAAGGAAAACAGCAACAGGUUAAAGAGAUUGUCACUGUUGAGGAAGAAGGAAAAGCUCCGAAGACUACUGUGACUGAAGGACCAGUAGAAGAAGUUGUCGAGGAAGAAACAACAACGCUUCCAGUAGAGGAGUUCUUGAGACCAGCUGAGGUUGAGGAAGUACGUGAGCAAGUGACGGUUACAGAGGAGGUAACCAAAGAAGGUAAACCAAAGAAGACAAUCAGGAAGAAGAUCAUAAAGAAGAAAGGAAAAGAUCAGCAGGUAACUGAAGUUGUGACUGUCGAGGAACAAGGAAAGGUUCCGGUUACAACUGUGACUGAAGGACCACUUGAAGAAGUUAUUGAUGAGACGGUGAAGACACUACCUGCACCCAAAUAUGCUAAACCAUCAGAAGUUGAAGAAGUACGUGAACAAGUAACGGUGACUCAAGAAGUAACUAAAUUAGGAAAACCAAAGAAGACAACGAAGAAGAAGAUUGUAAUACGCAAAGGAAAACAACAGCAAGUCAAAGAAAUUGUUACAGUUGAGGAAGAAGGAAAAGCUCCGGAGACAACUGUGACAGAAGGACCUGUAGAAGAAGUUGUUGAGGAAGAAAUAAAAGCACUUCCUGCUCCUGAGUUUGUCAAACCUGAAGUUGAAGAAGUGCGUGAACAGGUAACUGUCACGCAAGAGGUAACCAAAGAAGGUAAACCGAAGAAGACUAUUAAGAAGAAGAUUAUAAAGAAGAAGGGCAAGGAGCAGCAGGUGACUGAAGUUGUGACUGUUGAGGAGCAAGGAAAGGCUCCAGUCACUACUGUGACGGAAGGACCAGUUGAGGAGGUUGUUGAUGAGACAGUGAAAGCACUACCUGCCCCAGAAUAUGCUAAGCCAUCUGAAGUUGAAGAAGUACGCGAACAAGUGACAGUGACUCAAGAAGUUACUAAACAAGGAAAGCCAAAGAAAACAACUAAGCGAAAAAUUGUUACUCGCAAAGGAAAAGAACAGCGAGUUAAAGAGAUUGUCACUGUGGAGGAAGAAGGUAAAGCUCCGAAGACAACCGUAACUGAGGGCCCAGUUGAAGAAGUUGUCGAGGAAGAAGUAACAACACUUCCAGCGCCAGAAUUUGUCAAACCAUCAGAGGUGGAAGAAGUGCGUGAACAAGUAACAGUGACGCAAGAAGUGACUAAACAAGGAAAACCAAAGAAAACAACCAAGAGGAAAAUUAUUACACGCAAAGGAAAAGAACAGCAGGUUAAAGAGAUUGUCACUGUUGAAGAAGAAGGUAAAACGCCAAAAACAACUGUAACUGAGGGCCCAGUGGAAGAAGUUGUCGAGGAAGAGAUAAAGACACUUCCUGUAUCAGAGUUUGUCACACCAUCCGAAGUGGAGGAAGUGCGAGAACAAGUGACGGUCACUGAAGAAAUAACUAAACUUGGCAAACCAAAGAAGACUACCCGAAAGAAGAUCAUUAAACGUAAAGGUAAAGAACAGCAAGUUACUGAGGUCGUUACAGUUGAGGAGGAAGGAAAGGCGCCUAAGACAACUGUGACUGAAGGACCUGUUGAAGAAAUAGUUGAUGAAACGAUUAAACCCUUGGCAGCUCCGAAGAAAGUCAAACCGGUGGAAGUAGAGGAAGUACGUGAACAAGUAACGGUGACUGAAGAAGUGACCAAAUUAGGAAAGCCUAAGAAGACCACCAAAAAGAAGAUCAUUACACGUAAAGGAAAGGAACAACAAGUUAAAGAGAUUGUCACAGUUGAGGAAGAAGGAAAGGCUCCCAAGACAACUGUGACGGAAGGACCUGUGGAGGAAGUUGUCGAAGAAGAAAUAAAGACUCUUCCUGUAUCAGAAUUUGUUACACCAUCAGAAGUGGAGGAGGUACGUGAACAGGUAACGGUAACCGAAGAAGUGACUAAGGAAGGCAAACCUAAGAAGACAACUAAGAAGAAGAUUAUUAAGAAGAAGGGCAAAGAUCAACAGGUGACGGAAAUCGUUACUGUUGAAGAACAAGGAAAAGCGCCUGUUACCACCGUCACUGAGGGUCCAACUGAAGAGAUCCUCGAAGAAGUCAUCAAACCGCUUCCUGCCCCAGAAGCGAUAAAACCAUCUGAAGUCGAAGAAGUGAGAGAACAGGUUACCGUUACUGAAGAAAUAACCAAAGAAGGCAAACCUAGAAAGGUGACUAAGAAGAAGGUAGUCAAACGGAAAGGAAGAGAACAGCAGGUCCAAGAAGUUGUCACUGUCGAAGAACAAGGUAAAGCUCCAGUUACAACAGUUACUGAAGGUCCAUCUGAAGAAAUCGUGGAAGAGAUAGUCAAAGCUCUGCCGGCACCUAAAGGCGCCAAGCCAUCCGAAGUUGAGGAGGUACGCGAACAAGUCACUGUCACUGAAGUUGUUACCAAAGAAGGUAAACCGAAGAAGAUUACUAAGAAGAAAGUUAUUAAACGCAAAGGUAAAGAUCAGCAGGUCACUGAAGUGGUCACAGUGGAAGAACAAGGUAAAGCGCCUGUUACCACUGUCACUGAAGGACCUGUUGAAGAAGUUAUUGAAGAAGUACUGAAACCCUUACCUGCCCCUGAAUUUGUGAAACCAUCUGAUGUCGAAGAGGUACGGGAACAGGUGACUGUUACUGAAGAAGUAACAAAAGAGGGUAAACCUAGAAAGGUCAUUAAGAAGAAGGUUGUAACACGAAAAGGUAAAGAGCAAAAGGUCAAAGAGGUUGUUACUGUUGAAGAGCAAGGUAAAGCGCCUGUCACAACUGUCACGGAAGGUCCAACUGAAGAAAUAGUUGAAGAGACAGUGAAAGCUCUGCCUGCACCCAAAGGUGCUAAACCAUCAGAAGUGGUGGAGGUUCGCGAACAAGUCACUGUUACUGAAGAAAUCACUAAGGAAGGCAAACCAAAGAAGGUCACCAAAAAGAAGGUUAUCAAACGCAAGGGUAGAGAACAGCAGGUCACUGAAGAAGUCACUGUAGAAGAACAAGGUAAAGCACCUGUUACAACAGUGACUGAAGGACCUGUUGAAGAAGUUGUUGAAGAAGCACUAAAACCAUUACCUGCUCCUGAAGUUGUCAAACCCUCUGAAGUGGAAGAAGUACGAGAACAGGUAACUGUCACUGAAGAAGUGACAAGAGAGGGUAAACCUAAGAAUGUCAUCAAAAAGAAGGUGAUUAAACGUAAAGGAAGAGAACAGCAGGUUCAAGAGGUUGUUACUGUUGAAGAAGAAGGUAAAGCUCCUGUUACAACUGUCACUGAAGGUCCAACUGAAGAAAUUGUUGAAGAAACAAUCAAAGCACUUCCUGCACCCAAAGGUGCCAAACCGUCUGAAGUUGAAGAAGUGCGAGAACAAGUCACUGUUACUGAAGUUGUUACUAAAGAAGGCAAACCGAAGAAGAUCACCAAGAAGAAAGUUAUUAAGCGCAAGGGUAAAGAACAGCAGGUCACCGAAGAGGUCACAGUGGAAGAACAGGGUAAAGCACCUGUCACGACUGUGACUGAAGGACCUGUUGAAGAAGUUGUGGAAGAAACCCUGAAACCAUUGCCUGCUCCAGAAUUCGUCAAACCAUCUGAAGUCGAAGAAGUAAGAGAGCAGGUAACUAUUACUGAAGAAGUGACAAAGGAGGGUAAGCCUAAGAAAGUCAUUAAGAAGAAGGUUAUUAAACGUAAAGGAAGAGAACAGCAAGUACAGGAAGUUGUCACUGUUGAAGAGGAAGGAAAGGCUCCAGUGACAACUGUCACAGAAGGUCCUACUGAAGAAAUCGUUGAAGAGACCGUGAAGGCACUGCCUGCACCCAAAGGUGCCAAACCAUCAGAAGUUGUCGAAGUCCGUGAACAGGUCACUGUUACUGAAGAAAUAACUAAAGAAGGAAAACCGAAGAAGGUUACCAAGAAGAAGGUUACUAAACGGAAAGGAGCAGAGCAGCAGGUGACAGAGGUUGUUACCGUUGAAGAGCAAGGUAAAGCUCCAGUGACAACUGUCACUGAGGGCCCCGUUGAAGAAGUUGUUGAGGAAACUCUGAAACCAUUGCCUGCUCCAGAGUUCGUCAAACCAUCCGAAGUCGAGGAAGUGAGAGAACAAGUCACUGUUACGGAAGAAAUAACUAAGGAAGGUAAACCUAGAAAGGUGACUAAGAAGAAGGUAGUCAAACGGAAAGGAAGAGAACAACAGGUGCAAGAAGUUGUUACUGUUGAAGAGCAAGGUAAAGCUCCGGUUACAACGGUCACAGAAGGUCCAACUGAAGAAAUCGUUGAAGAAACCGUAAAGGCAUUGCCUGCGCCCAAAGGUGCUAAGCCAUCAGAAGUUGAAGAAGUCCGCGAACAAGUCACUGUUACUGAAGAAAUCACUAAGGAAGGCAGACCUAAGAAGGUCACCAAGAAGAAGGUUAUCAAACGCAAAGGUAAAGAACAGCAGGUCACUGAAGAGGUCACGGUGGAGGAGCAAGGUAAAGCUCCAGUGACAACUGUUACUGAAGGUCCCAUUGAAGAAGUUGUUGAAGAAACUCUGAAACCUCUACCUGCUCCAGAAUUCGUCAAACCAUCCGAAGUCGAAGAAGUCCGAGAACAGGUUACCGUUACUGAAGAAGUGACCAAAGAAGGUAAACCUAAGAAGGUGAUCAAGAAGAAAGUUAUCAAACGAAAGGGAAAAGAACAGAAGGUUCAAGAGAUUGUUACUGUCGAAGAACAAGGUAAAGCGCCAGUUACAACUGUCACGGAAGGUCCCACUGAAGAAGUUGUUGAAGAGACAGUGAAGAAGCUGCCUGCACCCAAGGGUGCCAAACCAUCUGAGGUUGAAGAGGUUCGUGAACAAGUCACUGUUACUGAAGAAGUCACUAAGGAAGGUAAACCGAAGAAAAUCACCAAGAAGAAGGUUACGAAACGCAAAGGCACUGAACAACAGGUGACGGAAGUUGUUACCGUUGAAGAGCAAGGUAAAGCUCCUGUUACCACCGUCACUGAAGGACCUGUUGAAGAAGUCGUUCAAGAAACUCUGAAAGCACUACCUGCUCCCGAACGUGUCCAGCCUUCUGAAGUCGAGGAAGUACCCGAAGAGGUUACAGUGGUCGAGGUUGUCACUAAAGAAGGUAAAAAGAAGAAGGUCGUUAAGAAGAAGCCUAAACCAAAAACCGAAGAUGAAAAAGCUCCUGAAGCUCCUGAAGAAGCUCCUGAAGAGGCUCCUGUGGAAGGCAAGAAGCCUAUCAAACUUCAGCGUUUCAAGAUGUCCAAAAUCAAAGUCCAAACACUGGACGUACAGGAGAUGUCUCUGGACAAACCUCAAUUCGCACAAAUUAAAUUACGCAAAGCUCCAGUCGCUAAACGUCCGAGCAAGAAGGAAGAGAAAUUCCCUCGUAUUCUUCUGAGAAGCCGCAUCAUUUCCAUCGAAUGGCCACCGUCACCGAAAUACUUGAAGUUCGAGGAACUCGAACCAAAUGAAAUUCAAAAUGGAAUAUUGUCUCGCAACGUCGAUGAAGCGGCCGCGUUACCGAAACCGAAGAAGAAGAAGGUCAAACGUUUGGAGAAGGAGAUUGCGAAACUGGAGAAAUUAGAUCAAGAAUUCGCUGAACUGAAGAAAGAAUUGCCUCUUGAGAAGCUGGAGGAACCAGUACCGGAGGAGAAACCAGAACGCAAAGUGAAGAAGAAGAAGAAACCCGAAGACAAGGUGAAAGAAGCACUGAAGCCUCAACUGAUGAGGAUUAGUAUUAAAGAGCAGAAGCCUAUUAAACCGAAGAUUGAAGAACCAGCCACUCCACUGUUCGCACAAAUCAAGUUGAAGAAAGCUCCGACUAAGCCGAAGAAGAAGGCAGAGAAGGAGGAAGGCAAAUUCCCGAAGAUUUUGCUACGCAGUCGAAUCACCGCACACGAAUGGCCACCAUCGAUGAAGUACCCGGUGAUAACCACCCUGGAGCCAAAUUAUGUGCAAAGUGGAAUACUGUCGCGUACGAUGGAGGAGGCACUGAAGCUGAAGAAGAUAAAGCAUAAAAAGAUGAAGCUUCCCGAAAAGGAGAUCACAGAGCUCGAGAAGCUUGAUCAGGAGUUCGAGGAGCUGAAGAAGGUUCCUCUGGAGAAACCCGAAGAACUCGCUCCAUAUGAAAGAAAACCGAAACCGAAGAAACCCGAGGAGGAGGAGCCGAAGAAGUUGGUGAUAGGCAAAGGAAAGCGUCGACCGUCGGAGGAAGAAGAACCGGAGACUGUCAAACUGAAGAAAAUACCGGAGAAGGUUCCAAGUGUUCCGGAAGAAAAGGAGAAGGUGCCAAAGAAGAAAGAUGAAGUUGAUAAACCGAAGAAAGAGAAAGAAGAGAAAGAAUAUCCGGAGCUGAAACCGUUCGAACCUUACGACAUAGAAGCUCCGGAGGUAGAAUUGGAGGAGAGAGAGAAACCGGAGUAUCCUGAACCCGAGAAACCGAAAGAGAAGAAGGUUCCAGGCAAAAGACCGAAGAAGGAACGUAAGACACCGGCUCAGGAGUCUGAAGAGGUUCCGAUUGUGCCCGGUAUUCCUAAACCGAAGGAACCUGAAGAAGAAGAAGAGAUAAAGAGAAGAAUUCCUGAGAGGCCACCUCCAACUGAAGAACCGGAGAAAAUUAAACUGAAGCCCUGGAAAAAGGGUGAAGAACCAAAAGAAGAAGAAAAGAUACCUGAAGAUAUCAUCAAGUUCGUUCCAAGAGACGACGACAUUGUCGAGACUGUAGAAGUAAUCACGACCGUGGAAGAGACACCGGAGAAGAAACAGCGAAAGAUUCGAAAGAAGAAAACGAUCACUAAACCGAAGGACGAGAAACCGAAAGUGGUUGAAGAAACCACAAUCGAAGAAGAAGGUGUCGAACCUGUAGUCACGGUCGAGGAAUUCGAAUUAGAGAAACUUGAAGCCGUACCGGUCGAGUCCGUCGAGAAAGCCGCGCCUGUUGAAGAAAUCAAAGAAGAGAUCGUAACGAGCGAGAUAAUCACCGAGGAAGGAACAAAGAAAACUGUGCGCAAAAAACGCGUAACCAGGAAACGCGAAGGUAAAGAACGUGUCACCGAAGAGGUGACUGUCGAAGAGGAAGGUAAAGAACCAUUAACAGCAACAAUAGAACUUCACGAAGACACUAUAUCAGAAAUACACGAACAAGCUAAACACAAAAGACCAACAAAACCAAAAGCAGUCGAGAAAUUGGCCGAAGAUGUCACGGAGAAGACGGUCGAACAGGAGAUCAUCGAAGAAGUCACGGAAAUAAAGCCGAAGAAGAAAGUGAUCAAGAAGGAGAAACCUGUGAAGGCUAAGGACGAAGUCACCGAAGAAGUUGUGGAAGAAAUAAUAAUAGAAGAACCGGAGAAACGGGAAGCUAAACCGAUCGUGGAGGAAGAAGAGACGGUGAUAAUCACCGAACACGAUGUCAGGAAAGCUCCGAAGAAGAAGAAGGAAGUCGUCAUUAAGGAGGAGGAAGAGAUUUUUGAAACUAUCGAAACACCCACUCAUAAGAUCAUCAGGAAGAAGAUACGCCCGAUGAAGAAGGGUGAAGAGGAAGUCGUGGUUGAAGAGAUCAUCCAGAAACCCAGGGAAGAAACCAUAGAAAUGGAGGAACAACAGAUAGUGGAAGUUGUGGAGACUCCCACUAAGAAGAUCGUGAAGAAGAAGAAAGAGGUAGUGAAGGAUGGUGGUGUUCCUGAAGAGCUUGUUGAGGAAAUCAUCAUCGAGAAGCCACAGAAGAAAAAGGCGAAACCGAUCGUGGAAGAAGAGAAGAAGAAGGUCAAGGUGACCAAGGUAGAUUUGAAGGAAGGACCAGAGAAGCCGGAGGAGGUAAUAGAAGAAGAAGAAGAGAUCAUCGAAACUAUCGAAACACCGACGAAGAAGAUCAUUCGCAAGAAACCGAAAGAGAAGAAGGAUAAAGUAAUCGAGGAAGUCAUUCAGAAGACCAUAGAAGAAGCUAAGGCGAUGGAGGAAGAAGAAAUCGUAGAAAUAAUAGAAACACCGACGAAGAAGGUCAUUAAGAAGAAGAAAGCAACUAUCAAAGAAGGCAAAGCACCUGAAGAAGAAGUUGAAGAGAUUGUGAUCGAGAAGCCUGUUAAAGAAAAGGCUAAAAAGAAAAUCACACCAAAGGAAGGAGUGGAAAUCACUGAAGUUACCACGGAAACCUCCGUCGAAUGGUUACCUGAAGAAAAAGUCAAACCCGAAGAAGCCAAGCCCUCGGAAGUGGAAGAAGAAAAAGUGGAAAUAACUGAAGUAUCAGUGAAGAAAGUGCCGAAGAAGAAGAAGCCAGUUAAAGCUGUCGAGGCGGAAGAACAGGAAGAAGUUGUUGAAGAAAUAAAGCCUGAAGUACCUAAGAAGGUGAAGGCGAAACCAGGAGUCACUGAGAAAGAAGGUAUAGAAGUGACUGAAGUAAUUUCUGAGGUUGGUGCGGAAGAACUUCCUGAAGAGGAGAAACCCAAGAAAAAGAAAGCGGUCGAAGUCAAAGAAACGGAGGAGAAGGUAAUUACAAAGAAGGUGAAGGUGAAGAAGGCACCGAAAGAAGGGGUACCUGAGGAGGAAGAACAGCCAGUUGAAGAAGUCGAGGAACUUGUUCCUGAGAAGCCGAAGAAAACUAAGGCAAAGAAAGAAAUUCCUACAAAGGAAGGCAUAAUUACAACUGAAGUCAUUACUACAACAAAGGAAGAGAAGUUGGAGGUUGAGAAACCCGAAGAAGAAGAGGUUACAGUUGUCGAAGAGAAGGAGGAGAAGGCAACUGUGGAAGAGAAGAAGGUUACCGUAAAGAAAGCACCCAAGAAGAAAUUAAAGCCAACUGAAGCUGAAGAGGAACAAGUGGAGGAAGUUGUGGAAGAAAUAACACCGGAAGAACCAAAGAAGAGGAAAGCUAAGAAGGCUGUUAUUCCCAAGGAAGAAAUCCAAACAACCGAGGUAGUUACCGAAAUUAGAACAGAGGAAAUAGCUGAAGAGAAACCGAAAGAGGAGAAGGCUGAACCUAAGGAGGAAGAAAAGGUGGAAGAAGAGGCGAAGGUAACUGAGGUAACUAUUAAGAAGAAGGAGAAGAAGAAGAAGGAAAAGGUUGUAACGAAUGGUGAAGUGAUUGAAGAGAAACCGAAGGUGAAAGAAAUUCCGGAAGAAAAACCGAAAGAGGAGGUUCCAGAGGUGCCGAAGGAGGAAGAAGUGCUUAAAGAGAAGCCGGAAGAAAAGAAACCGAAGAAGGUGAAGCCCAAAGAGGAGAAACCUGAGGAAGUGAAAGAAGAGAAAGUGGAAGAAGAGAAACCUAAAGAAGAAAAACCAGAAGAGAAGAAGCCAAAGAAGGUGAAACCCAAAGUGGAGAAACCUAAGGAAGAAAAACCAGAGGAAGUGAAACCUGAAGAAGAGAAAGUGGAAGAAGAGAAACCUAAAGAAGAAAAACCAGAAGAGAAGAAGCCAAAGAAGGUGAAACCCAAAGUGGAGAAACCUAAGGAAGAAAAACCAGAGGAAGUGAAACCUGAAGAGGAAAAACCAGAAGAAGAGAAACCGGUAGAAGUGAAGCCCAAGGAAGAAAAACCAAAGGAAGAGAAACCGAAAGAGGCGAAACCCAAAGAGAAGAAGCCAAAGGAAGAGAAACCGAAGGAAGCCAAACCUGAGGAAGAAAAACCAGUGGAAGAGAAACCUGAAGAGAAACCGGAAGAAGUAAAACCAGAAGAGGAGAAACCAAAGGAAGAGAAGCCUAAGAAGAAGAAACCCGCAGAAAAGAAGCCAAAGAUCUCUGAAGAAGAACGACCUGAGGAGAAAGCAGAAGAAAUACCUGAAGAGAAGCCGAAGAAAGUCAAGGCUAAGAAAGAGGUCGUUCCAAAGGAACCUGUUGAAACUACCGAAGUAAUUCCAGAGGCUGUGCCGGAAGAGAUACCGACAAAGAAACCGGAGGAACGCAAAGCAGUACCAGUUGAAGAAGAAGAAGAGAAGGUUGAAAUCACUGAGGUACCCACAGAGAAGGCUCCAGAGAAGAAAGAAGAGGUACCAGAAGAAAAGCCAACCGAAGCUCCAGAAAAACCGAAGGAGGCUAAGGUUGUGAAGAAGAAGAAGAAGAAGCCGGCUAAGAAAGACGAAAUUGAGGAAUGGGUGGAACCAGAGUACGAGAGACCUGUACUGGAACCCAUGCCAGAGAAGAUAGUAUGGGAACCGAAAAAGAAGAAGGAGAAGAAACCCUUGCCGGAAUCUCUUCAGAAACUGGUACCACAGAAGAUCGAGAGGAAGGAGAUCAAACCCACGAAACUGAAGAUUUCGGAGCCCCAGGAGACCGUUCAGUUCGCUUCCAUCAAGCUGAAGAAGGUCACGGUACCGAAGAAGAAAUCGGUCGACGAGAAGAAGUUCCCGAAGAUCAUGUUGCGUAGCAGGAUAACGUUUGUCGGUGACUAUCCGCCCGAGUUACAGAUUCCGAAGAUCACCGAACUUGAAGAGAACCCGGUUCAAGCGGGUAUUCUGUCCAGGAACACGGAAGAAGCUCUCAAAGUUCUGAAGAGGAAGAUUAAAAAGGUGAAACUAUCCGAAAAAGAGACAACACAGUUGGAGAAACUGGAUCUCGAAUUCGAGGAGCUGAAGAAGGUGCCUCUGGAGAAAGUGGAAGACAAAUCGGUGUACGAACGCCAACCGAAGAAACCGGCAGAGAAACCAGAAGAACCACAGAAGGUUCCUAUGGGAAAAGGCAAGGUGCCAGAAGAAGAGAAGGUAGAGCCUGAGAAGGUCAAACUGAAGAAGAUACCAGAGAAGAAGCCGGAAGAAGUCGAAGAACCACUGAAGAAACCACCUAAGCCAGAACCAGAGGAAGAAGAGAAACCAGAGAAGAAGAAGAAACCGAAAGUGAAACUAGAACAUGAUGACCUCAAGCCUUUGGACUUUGACAGGCCAGAGCUUGAGAAAUACGAACCUGAAGAGUAUGAGAAGCCAGAAGAACCAGCUCCUGAGCCAGUUCCAAAACCAUACGAGAGGGAAGAAAAGAAGAAACCAGAUCAGGAGAUAGAGCAAAUUCCGUUGAUAAAGGGCAAACCAAAACCACCGGAACCCGUAGAAGAACCGGAAGUCAAGUUCAGGAUACCUACGAAAGAGAAACCGGAAGAGGAGCCUGAGCAGAUAACACUGAAGCCGUGGAAGAAGGAGAAACCUGAGGAAGAAGAAGUGAAAGAAGCACCGAAGAAAGAGGAAGAGGAAGUUCCAAAAGCACCUAAAGAAGAACCUGAAGAUGUGACGGUGAGACGUAAGACAAAGGUCAAGAAGCCUAAAGAGAAGCCUAAAGAAGAGAAGGAAGAAGAGGUAACGCUUAAGAAACCGGAAGAAAAGCCGGAGGAAGUGACUGAAGAAGUACCCUUGAAGAAGGAACCAGAAAAACCGGUUGAAGAAGCUCCGGCUGAAGUUACAAUUAAGAAGCCCGUUGUGGAGGAAGAGAAAGUGGAAGAGGAAGAGACGGUAACUGCAGUCACGCUGAAAAAGAAACCAGAGAAACCGAAAGAAGAGGUCGAAGAAGCGGUCGUAAAGAAACCGAAGAAGAAACCGGUUAAAGAAGAAGAGGUUACAGUAGAGGAAGUAACGCUCAAGAAGGUUGUCACUGAAGAAGAGAAAGAAGAAGAGAAGGUUGUCAUAAAGAAACCGAAGAAGAAACCCGUUCCAGAGGUAACUGAAGAAGUUACAGAGGAGGUUACUCUGAAGAAACCGGAGGAAAAAGCGCCGGAAGAGGUGACAGAAGAAAUAAAGAAACCGAAGAAGAAGAAGCCGGUGAAGGAAGAAGCUGCCGAAGAAGUUACAAUAAAGAAACCUGUUGUGGUUGAGGAGGAGGAGGAAGAAAUCACAAAGGAGGUUACUGUGAAGAAAAAGAAGAAGCCUGAAGAGAAACCUGUUCCGGAAGAGGUUACUGAAGAGGUUACAUUGAAGCCCGUACCAAAAGAAGAAGAGAAGGCUCCUGAAGAGGUGACCGAAGAAGUAGCAAUUAAGAAACCGAAGAAGAAGAAGCCAGUGAAGGAAGAAGCUGCCGAAGAGAUUACAAUAAAGAAACCUGUUGUGGAAGAAAAGAAAGAGGAGGCUCCAGAAGAGGUGACAUUGAAACCCAAGAAACCAAAAGAGAAACCUGUUCCGGAAGAGGUUACUGAAGAGGUUACAUUGAAACCGGUACCCAAAGAAGAGGAGAAGACUCCUGAAGAAGUGACCGAGAAGGUAGAAGUGAAGAAACCUAAGAAGAAGAAACCCGUUCAAGAGGAGGCGGCUGAUGAAGUCACUCUGAAGAAACCUGUGGUGGUUGAGAAAGAAGAAGAAGAGAUCACAGAGGAGGUGACUUUGAAGAAGAAGAAGCCGGAGAAGAAACCUGUUCCGGAAGAGGUAGCUGAAGAGAUCACCUUGAAGAAGCCGGUACCCAAAGAAGAAGAAAAAGCUCCUGAAGAAGUGAGUGAAAAGGUGGAAGUAAAGAAACCAAAGAAGAAGAAACCGGUUGAAGAGGAGGCUGCUGAUGAAGUCACACUUAAGAAGCCUGUGGUUGUUGAGAAGGAGGAGGAAGAAAUCACAGAGGAGGUGACUUUGAAGAAGAGGAAGAAGCCUGAAGAGAAACCUGUUCCGGAAGAGGUUUCUGAGGAGGUUACUCUGAAGAAGCCUGUGCCGAAAGAAGAAGAGAAGGCUCCUGAAGAAGUCACUCAAGAAGUAGCAGUAAAGAAACCGAAGAAGAAGAAACCGGUUGAAGAGGAAGCUGCUGAUGAGGUUACCAUAAAGAAACCUGUGGUUGUUGAGAAAGAGGAAGAAGAAAUCACAGAGGAGGUGACUUUGAAGAAGAAGAAGAAGCCUGAAGAGAAACCUGUUCCGGAAGAGGUAUCUGAGGAGGUUACUUUGAAGAAACCGGUACCCAAAGAAGAAGAGAAAGCUCCGGAAGAAGUGACCGAGAAGGUAGAAGUGAAGAAACCUAAGAAGAAGAAGCCAGUGGAAGAGGAGGCUGCCGAUGAGGUUACCAUCAAGAAACCUGUUGUGGUUGAGAAGGAGGAAGAAGAAAUCACUGAGGAGGUUACUUUGAAGAAGAAGAAGAAGCCUGAAGAGAAACCCAUUCCAGAGGAGGUUACUGAAGAAGUUACAUUAAAGAAACCAGUACCCAAAGAAGAAGAGAAGGCUCCAGAAGAAGUAACCGAAAAGGUAGAAGUAAAGAAACCCAAAAAGAAGAAGCCAGUGGAAGAAGAAGCUGCCGACGAGGUAACCAUCAAGAAACCCGUAGUGGUCGAAAAAGAAGAAGCUCCAGAAGAGGUUACCAUCAAACCAAAACCCAAGAAGAAGAAGUCCGUCACAGAGGAAGAAGUCGCCGAAGUAACAAUCUCAAAACCAAAACCCGUCGAAGAAGAAAAGAAGCCAGAAGAGGCCGAAGUCACUCUAAAGAAGAAGCCCAAGAAGAAACCGGUCGUCGAGGAAGAAGCUGCGGAGGUGACUAUCAAAAAGCCCGUUCCAGUCGAAGCCGAAGCGCCCGAAGAAUUCACAAUCAAGAAGAAGAAGAAGCCAGAAAAGAAACCGGAUGUCACCGAGGAAGAGGAGACUGCCGUCACAAUAAAGAAAGCUCGCGCUCCUGAGAAGCCGACGGAAGAAGAAGAAGAAGUGACGACCGAUGUCCAAAUUAAGAAGAAGAAAGCUCCGAAGAAGGUCGAGGAGGCGGCUGCGGAUGAGUUAACGAUUAAGAAGAUUGAAGAAGUAGAGCCAGAAGCAGAAGAAAUACAAGAGUUUACGAUCAAACGCAAACCACCGAAGCUACCUCCAAAACCGAUUGAAGAAAUCUACGAGGACGUCACUCUCCGCAAACUGCGGCCAAAGAAGAAGCCCAGGCCUGACAUCAAAGAGGUGACCGAAGCCGAGAACGUCACAUUCCGUCCACGCAGCACGAAGACCAAGGAGGAUGUCGAGCAGGAGUUCAAGAUCUCGUUGAACACCUACGAGGAAGAAGACAUCUCAAUGUCCGGUAAGGUGCGUCUGAAACCGAAGAAACGUCCGAUGACCUUCUCGGAGGAGACCGGAGAAGAGACGAUCAGAAUCCUGCAGGAAGUGGAGGAUGAAUCUGGACCUAUCAUCGAGGAGAUCAUAGAAUCCGACGAGGAAGGCAGGGACGAGUACAGCGUGGAGGAAUUAGAGACGGACGAGAUGAGGCUGCCGUUGAGAAGAAGAAGGAAGAAGGAACCCAAACCAUACAAGGUGGAAGAUGUCGAAGAAGGCGACGUGAUGUUAAAACUGAAACGCGACAGGAAGUACUCGAUCGAGGAAGCGGACGAAUCGCUGGCAUUGAAGCUGAAGAGCAAGAGACGCGUUUCAACAUACGACGAAGAAGAGGCGACGCUUAGCAUUACCAGGGAAGAGGAUAUUUCAGAGGAAGUGGAAAUUGAAUACGUUGUACGCGAUGGCGACACAAUGUUCUCAAUCUGCUCAUACGUGGCGGAAACCGACGAAGCUAUCAACCUCGUCGAAGGAGAAAGAGUUUACAUUAUCGAUCACACGAAUCAGGACUGGUGGUUCGUGAAGAAACACUUGACGGAGGAAAAGGGUUGGGUUCCAGCGCAGUACUUAUUGAACGAAGCUCACUACACUCUUUAUCUGCAACGCAAAUUGCACGAGAAAAUUGAUAAAUUACCUGUGUUUGAAAAACCAGCACCUGGAGAGAAGUCAUCAGCACCAAAGUUCAUCGAAAAGUUACAACCCAUACACACACCCGAUGGUUACACGGUUCAAUUCGAGUGUCAAGUGGAAGGUGUACCAAGGCCACAAAUCACGUGGUUCCGACAGACCGCCAUUAUCAAGCCAUCCCCAGACUUCCAAAUGUAUUACGAUGACGACAACGUUGCAACACUGAUCAUCAGAGAAGUGUUCCCUGAAGACGCUGGCACCUUCACGUGUGUCGCUAAAAAUGCAGCAGGAUUCGCGUCCAGCACCACGGAGUUGGUUGUGGAAGCUCCUCUUUCUGAUCAUGGGUCAGAUUUGACUGGUCCAUCCAGAAAGAGUCUGUCCAGAGAAUCAUCCCUCGCCGACAUCUUGGAAGGAAUACCACCAACAUUCUCCAGGAAACCCAAAGCAAAAUACGUGGACGAGGGUGAAGACGUAAUCAUUGAAUGCCGACUGGUGGCUGUACCCGAACCGGAAAUAACGUGGUACUACAAGAACACACAGAUCACGACUAAAGAAAAUAUCACGGUUGCCACCGAAAGCGACAUGCAUAUGUACUGCAGUGUAAUUAAGAUCACGAAGGUGCAGAAGAAACAGGAAGGAAAAUAUACUAUCGUUGCUAGAAACAGGGAAGGUGAAGCUACUAUCGAAAUUCCUAUGAAGGUGAAGACCGGCAAAUCCGAGCCACCAGAAAUCCUAGAACCAUUGCAGUCCUACGUGGUAAGAGAAGGAGAAACCGUAGUUCUGUCUACUCAGAUCGUCGGAAAUCCAGCUCCAAAAGUAACUUGGUACAAGAACGGAAAACCACUGAAAGGCGUGUCUCCGAAACAAGAUGGCCACGUGAAUACGUUGACACUAAUUCAGCCACAAGUGUCAGACACAGGAGAAUAUUCUGUGGUGGCUACCAAUGAUCUUGGUACAGCCGAAACUAAGGCUACGUUGACUGUCGAAAUUAACCUGAAGCCUUCAUUGACCAUUAAUAUUCAACAUCACACGUACGAACACUUCACCAUAACGAAGGAAAUACCAAGCGGAGCUCCGGAGCCGCCAUUGUUCACCGAACGGUUCCAAGAACUCACUGUUCCGGAGAAAGGCACGUUUAAAUUGGUCGCCAAAGUCACUGGAAAUCCUGUACCGGAAGUCACGUGGUUAAGGAACAACAAGCCUUUGGAGAAGUCACCGAACAUAACAGAGACCUAUGACGGCGAGAACAUCGUACUCGAGAUCAGAAACGCGAAUUCUGAAGUGGACACCGGAGAUUAUAAAUGCGUCGCCAGUAAUCCUGUAGGAAAAGCCUCGCACGGUGCAAGAGUCACAGUGGACGUUGACAAAGUGACUUUCACGAAGACCCUUGAAAAGGAAGUCGUUGUGGAUGAGUAUAAGACCCUCGAGUUGACGUGCGAGACAUCGCACACGGUGUCCACAAAAUGGUGGCAUAAUGAUAAAGAGAUCAGUGGUAUGGAUCAUCGUGAGAUCAUUGAAGAAGGACGAGUCCAUAAGUUGGUGAUCAAGAAGACCAAUCCUACGGAUGAAGGAACGUAUAAGUGUACUGUUAAGAACCAGAUGACAUCCAGCAAAGUCACGGUGAAAGCCACCAAACCAGAAUUCGUGAAGAAGUUACAAGAUUGCGAGGUGAAGGAGCGCGACGUCGCCAUUUUGGAAGUCGAAAUCACGUCACAGACGGCGGACGUAAAAUGGUUCAAGGAUGGCGAACAACUAGGACCUGGAAAAGAAAAAUUAGAGUUUGUGAAGGAUGGUACAGUAAGGAAAUUGCUGAUUAGGAGCACGUCUGUUCAUGAUGAAGGAGAAUACACUUGUACACUGUUGGAUCAAGAAUGUACAGCAGAAGUCACUGUCGUCGAAUUACCACCCGAGAUCAUCACAAAGAUGCAAGACGUGACAAUAGCAAGAGGCGAAAGAGCAACGUUCGACAUCGAAUUAACGAAAGGCGACGCUUUGGUGCGCUGGUUCAAAGACGGCCAAGAAUUACAAUUCUCAGAGCACAUUCGACUAUCGAUCGACGGAAAGAGGCAGAAAUUGAAGAUCUACGACACGGAACCGGAAGACGCAGGAGUUUACUCUUGCGAAGUCGGCAAACAGAAGUCGUCUGCUAGACUUACGGUCGAAGAACCUGGAGUCGACUUCAUCACCAAAUUACCGGAUGUUACUCUGGUGACGAUGAAUUCUGACGCUGUUUUCGUUAUUGAACUAUCGCAGGAUGUUCCAGUCACUUGGUAUAGAAAAACUCAUGUUAUCGAGGAGUCGUCGAAAUAUACGAUCAUCGACGAGGGCAAAGUGAAGAAGAUGAUUAUAAGGAAAUGUACAACUGACGACAUUGCAGAAUACACUGCAGCUGUUACCAACGUGAAGACGUCUUCAAGAUUGAGAGUAGAAAUCGUCGAAACGCCACCAAAGAUCAGCCCAGACACGCCGAAGAAGUACAAAGUAAGAAAAGACGAGGAUGUAGAAAUUGUAGUGAAGUUUACUGGAACACCAAAACCAGAGGACGAAUGGACCGUAAAUGGUCGCGUGGUGACAAAAUCGAAACGCGUGACUCCAACGAUCGAUGAGGAAUCUGCAACUUUGACUAUCAGAAAGGUGCAAGAAGAAGAUGUCGGUGACUACACUUUGAAACUGGUGAACAAUGCUGGGGAAACUAGUAUUGAAAUCAACGUCGUCAUCGUCCAGGUACCAAGUGCACCUGGAGCUCCAGAGCCAUUAGAAAUCACAAACGACAGCGUGACUCUUCACUGGAAGAAACCAGACUCAGAUGGAAAUUCGCCUAUCACUGAAUACAUUUUGGAGUAUCAAGAGAAGACUGAGACUACGUGGACCAAGGUUACAGAGACAAUAACAGAAACAACUCACAAAGUAACAAAAUUAACAACCAACAAAGAAUACACCUUCCGAGUGACUGCUGUGAACGAAGCAGGACCUGGUGAAACAUCACCAACAUCACCAUACGUGAAGAUAUCGAAACCAUCGGCUGCGGAACCACCAGUCAUCCUGGAACCUUUGAAGAGCGUUGUAAUUGGACUUGGAGAAACUGUCACGCUAUCAUGCGUGAUUGGCGGAACACCAACUCCUGAAAUUACUUGGUUGAAGAAUGGCGAAGUUUUCGCAGACAACAGCAUCACCUACGAGAACCACAUGACAAAGUACACCAUCACAAGAACAACGGAGACCUCAUCAGCUAAAUUCACAGUGAAAGCGAAGAACAAAGUAGGAACCGCAGAAACAACUUGCGAAUUGAAGGUUCAAGAAGCGCCUAAGAUCGUCUACGACGAGAACCUGGCGAAUCAGAAACUGCCAGUUAAUAGUCAAUGGAAGAUCGAGGUUGAGACGAGCGGAUUCCCGAGACCAGAAGUGACUUGGACGAAGAACGGCAAGAAGAUAGAAGAGAAACGGGUGUCUAUUCAGAGGGAAGAGAAGACUUCGACGAUAUCGAUUUCUUCGCUCGUUAGGGAAGACACUGCUACUUAUGCGGUCAAGGCGGAGAAUCAGGCUGGCAGUUCCUCGGUUGAUUUACAUCUUAAAGUUAUUGAUAAACCAAGCAAACCACAAGGACCAGUCGUUUUUAAAGAAAUCAGACAAGAUCGUGUGACCAUCGAAUGGCGACCACCAUUAGACGACGGCGGAAUCGAGCUUGAAAAGUAUACCAUUGAGAAAUGUGAACCUGGAAAGGCUUGGGUGAAAGUUGUUGACAUCGACAAAGAAGUGGAAAGCUUCUGUGUACAUAAACUACAGCAAAAUGCUGAAUACCAGUUCAGAAUCAUCGCUAGGAAUAUUGUUGGAGCUUCGGAACCACUGGAAUCUGAUACUGUUAGAAUGAGAACCUCUUUCGAACCACCAGGAGCACCAAGAGGACCACUGGAAGUAUCAGGAAUGACGAAGACGUCGUUCACAAUAAAAUGGCUGCCUCCGGAAAACGAUGGUGGAACUCCGAUCACGGAAUACAUCAUCGAAAUGAAGGAAGAGUCGAAGAAGACUUGGCAGAAGAUUGGAAUUACCAAACAAGAAACGACACACUUCAGCGUGUCAGACUUGAAGACAGAUGUACCAUACAACUUCAGGAUAACGGCUAAGAAUAGUGUUGGAACUGGACCUCCAUAUGAAGCAGAGGAAGCAAUUGCACCAGGCAGACGAAUCACACCACCCUCGUGUCCACAACACGUGCAAGUUAUAAGCGUUACCAGCAAGAGCGCUACUCUUACUUGGUCACCACCUGCUAGCACUGGAGGCGCAGAACUUACAGGAUACGUGAUCGAGAAGAGGCCACUAAUCGGAAAAGGAGCAAGAUGGACAAAAGUAGUCACUCUAGACGCCACAACUCUCCAAUACUGCGUCGAGAACUUGAAAGAAAGCGAAUUCCUCUUCAGAAUCUUCGCAGAGAACAGUCAGGGCCUCAGUUUACCUGCAAAUUCAGAGCCAGUUACCCUAAAGACUCAUGCCAGUGUACCGUCCCCACCAACGGCACCUUUGGAGAUCAGACAAAUCGCAGCGAACACGGUAGUAAUUUCAUGGGGAAGUCCAGACUCGGAUGGCGGUGCACCAUUGGAGGGCUACAAGAUCGCUAUCAGAGACACAAAGAGGACGAUGUGGAUGGAAGUAGCCCGAGUGACCCCAGAUAUACAGAAACUGAACAUCAGGGAUUUACAGGAGAACCACAUGUACGUCAUCAGGAUCUUCGCCAGGAACGAAAUUGGACUCAGCGAUCCUUUGGAGUCUGAACCCUUGAAGAUCGUACCGGCUUCAGAAUUGACAGUAGUGGAACCAAUCGCAGAAGCCACCGAGAAGGGUGAAACCGCCUCGAUAAGCUUCAGCACCGAAAACACGAGCUCUUGGCUUCGAGAGCACAACAUGGACGCAGACAUCCACUCAUACGCGAGAGCAAGGCUUCUCAGACAAGACGAAUACUUCUUCCGCAUUUGGCACUAUGCUAAGAAACUCUUCGAAUAAGCAUUUGUACGAUUUAACGAAACAGUAACGAACAGGUUCAAGUUCGUUCUCAUCGAGGACCAUAAUCUGGAAUUUCUUUUUUUUAAAUUCAAAUCUCUUCUUCCACGAACGGUGAAACUUUCAAAUAUUUGAUCUCUGACUUGAAUACUGUUAAACAACGAGAACAAUCGUUUUAUCGUUCCUUUAGAAGCAACGCGUAGUGGCUAGAUGGUAAGAGUCGAUCGGAUGAGUGUAGAAUCUAGUCAGCAUAUAGGUUAAUAUAUUUUUUUUUUCUCUUCAACAACGGACCAAGACUUCCUCGUGCACUCUUGAAAUCGAUAGAAAGAGCUUUGCUCUGUAUCAACGUGUUUCGAUAGUUUUACUGAAAAUUUGGUUCGAAAAGAAAUUCUUCGACUUUGUGAAAGAAGCUAAGAAACCUUACAUGUAAUCUUUACGUUUUGUUUAAUUUUAAACAUCAUACUAUUCACGAUUGUUAAUUCUGUAUUGUUUCUUCUGUAAAGAUUUCUUGUAACGUUUCUUCGUUUCGUGUUCGAAUGAAAGCUCAAUUAAAUUGUCGAAGGGUUUCGUAUUUCGCGCCAAUUUUCAGCUACGUGACGUUUAAAGAAAAAUUAUUAUUGAAUUUUCGACGAGAGAAACCCCGAGACUCGGAUCGUCGAAGAAUGUGAUAAUCGGUCGUUGAUGAUCGAAUUUGCGUAAAGAAAUGAUUUAGAAAGGGCACGUGACUCCUCGCCCUUACCCCCACCCCACACCCACCUUAAUCCCUUUGUAUUUAUAUACCGCGAAAGCGUCACUCACGCGAGUUGAGUGAGUACUGUUUUUAGUAUUUAUUCGUAAUGUAUAAUGUAUUUAAUUUAAUUGUUACUCGUUACCAUUGCCGUUAUUAAUGAUAAUUAUUAAUGAUAGACGUCGGCGUAAUGGCCGGCUGUUUAUGCGACUGUUAAGCAAUGAUUAGAAAAAAAUGGAAACGAAGAAAUGCCACGCGUGGUUGGUGUCGCGAGACGUAACAAAUAUAGGUGCAAGAACAACAGCAACAUUCACCAACGACGCGUCGCAUACUUCGCGUUAUAUUGUAAGACAUUUUGCGAAUUAAAUUAUUGCAAAUUAUGUGAUGGUAUUUUUAAUUUUACCCUU
Messenger RNA from Megachile rotundata (alfalfa leafcutting bee), 35379 nucleotides. It is a transcript of the gene sls, whose product is annotated as sallimus. NCBI's taxonomy places the organism in Eukaryota, Metazoa, Arthropoda, Insecta, Hymenoptera, Megachilidae. The record is from RefSeq and is a predicted model, not a curated record. Gene Ontology annotation, molecular function: cell-cell adhesion mediator activity; protein kinase activity. Gene Ontology annotation, cellular component: axon; plasma membrane. Gene Ontology annotation, biological process: homophilic cell-cell adhesion; axon guidance; dendrite self-avoidance.